Mizuhopecten yessoensis (Yesso scallop) is the source of this 489-nucleotide messenger RNA. RefSeq names its product ctenidin-1-like. The record is from RefSeq and is a predicted model, not a curated record. The coding region runs from base 153 to 416 and encodes 87 amino acids. The transcript has 5 exons. NCBI's taxonomy places the organism in Eukaryota, Metazoa, Mollusca, Bivalvia, Pectinida, Pectinidae.
ACAUGGUUGUGGUCCGCGUGAAUGGUGCCUCGAGUUCCGCAGGAUGAGUAUAUAAGACCCCGGUGUUGCUCCACAAAUCGUACCACACUGCCUCCGAAGCCGACCAACAGCCCACCAGCAGCCCUACAGCUCAUCACAAAAAGACCUUCAAGAUGAACGCUUACCUAUUCGUUUCCAUGGCGUCUGCCAUUGUUGUCGCUACCAACGCGGCUGGUUACAAGCGUGCUGCCUAUGGUAUGGGAGGAGGCAUGGGCGGAGGAAUGGGCGGUAUGCCCGGUAUGGGAAUGGGCGGUAUGGGCGGUAUGAUGGGCGGAAAAGGAGGCAUGGGCGGAGGAAUGGGAGGAGGAAUGGGCGGUAUGAUGGGCGGAAAAGGAGGCAUGGGCGGAGGAAUGGGAGGCAUGGGCGGAAGAUACUAGCCGACUUAACCUGACCCACAACAAAGCUUGAUGUAUCUGGAUUAAAAACACAAUCAAACGGAGAAAUAAAAUA